GUUCACGGAACAACCUAAGACUAUAGGAGCACGCCUCAAGCCUUGCCAUAUCCAAUCGGCAACACAGUACGGAUUACCACAGUAUCUCGCCAUGGUCAUUACUUCACUGCGAUCAAAUUGUGUAUAUUACGCAUAUGGCAUGAUGCCCAAAUUCCACCUACAAUUCAAUUUUCCAGCUCUGGGCUGAGCAUAGCCACUAACGACCACAACCACACAUACGCUCUACGAGGCCCUCUAGCACGAUGAUGCUCACUUCAAGGCACACGCCAUUCUCUAAACCCCUAUCUCGUAGCUAUGCGCCAACCGUCAACAGGACGUUGCGGCUCCGCUGUCGCGCAGAGCAGGACACUCCAGCCUCACCAAAGCCAGCUGUUGAGGCAUCACCAACGCCCGGCGACCAUGUCGAAACAAAACAAGCCCAGUUGAGUGCGCCCCUCCUGCGUAAGGGGCAAGGAACGGCAAUUGUCACAGGAGCCAUCUCAGCCAUCCUUGGGCUUGGAUACCUGGUUUUGGUGUGGCUAAUCGAUUCCCGCGGAGGUCAACUACAACCUCCACCUCCCGAAGCAUUCUUGCCCUAAAGCGUUGGCGACCCAAAGCCGAUGGAUAUGCAUCGUAUUUGUGUUUUGGGUGACCCAGCGUGCUGAGCACCACAAUUCUGGGACUAUCCGGAGCCUGUACGUUUAGCAGGGCGUCGACAACUGCGGCCCCGCACAAGCCACGGAACAUUGGAUAGGACAGCAAGCGACGUGCGUGGAAUGGACUGGGUCGAUUAUGGCGCACUGGAACUGGCACGCUGAAUACGAACGUUACAGUGGCUGCGUGCACUGGUUCAUGGGGAGGCAACAUAGCUCACCCUUUCCCAGAGGCGUGUUGUCAGGGGAGACCAACGAAAGGCGUAGGCGAGAAUCGAUAGAUGUCGAGGUGUAGCGAGAAUCGUGGAAUAGGUGACGUACAGGCUUGGAUGGGGCCAGCGCAGGCAAUGUUAGCACCGUCCAGGCGAAGCACAUCUUAAGGGCUUUCCAUCCUCACUAACACGUGGUUGGAGCAAGUCCUGUGAAGGCGUGUUGGGAGGGAAGUCAUUGUUGGAUGCAUGUAGGCGCAUGUUGGUACGAUAUGGAAGGACUACCGGUACCGAUUGUGGCCAGUGGGCUUCAGUAGGAGUUGCAUGUGGCAGCAGACCUACCUGCACGGCACGACAACGGUGCUGUGGUUUGCCAUUUCGGACUUGUGUAGAACGUAUUGAUCACCACAGCGGCACGGGUAGGUGUAAAUGAGCUCUCCUUGUCCUGCGCAAGGACGUGGGCCACGGUACUCUUACACGUCAGAAAAAGGAGACUUGGAUGUGCCUGAUGCAUUAAGCCCUUUCGUGUGAAUACUGUCUCGUGAAGCCUGCAGCCCUAUUGCGCUGACCUUUGUGUACAUCAAUUGAUAUACACAAAGGAGCAGUAACAGCAC
Molecule: messenger RNA, 1455 nt
Organism: Astrephomene gubernaculifera
Lineage: Eukaryota; Viridiplantae; Chlorophyta; Chlorophyceae; Chlamydomonadales; Astrephomenaceae
Source: the annotation of a GenBank genome assembly